Molecule: messenger RNA, 3861 nt
Organism: Nelumbo nucifera (sacred lotus)
Lineage: Eukaryota; Viridiplantae; Streptophyta; Magnoliopsida; Proteales; Nelumbonaceae
Biological process (GO): regulation of defense response to fungus
Source: RefSeq, a predicted model, not a curated record
ACUCUUUCUCUUUCAUUUCAAACGUUGGGAAUCGAUCCGACCUAUUCCCUCCAAGCUUCCCUUUUAUCGGGAAAUCGCAGUUCAAAAAGCCUUUCACACCCAUUCCCUCCCUCUCCCUCUCUCUCUCUCUCUCUCUCUCUCUCUCUCCAUCCUCGUUAAAGACUAAAGAGUUAAGACGGAAGAUGUAUUUUCUCAACAGGAGAGGGAUAUUUUCUCCCCAAGGAACCUUUCAUGAUUAGCUUCUCUUGGUUGUCCAAGUAGAAUGCUGUGAAUAUUAUAGCUACUACCAUUUUGCCUGUUCUAUUUUUUUUUUGCUUCCCCGUUCCAUUGUGUUUAUGGAAGCCUUCACAGGGGAUUUGAAAAGACAGGCAAUUUAAAUCAGCUCUAUCUUAUUUGCUUCUAUGAUUUCUCCCCGUAUAAAAGUGAUGUCUUGGUAGGGUAGUGCUUAUGCUUUUUCGAGCUCCCAAGUUCUGAGCUCUUCCGAUUUUGUCUCCGCUUCUGUUUCCUUUUCAUUCAUAAAAAUGGCCGAGGGAACCAAAGUUCGAGUUGUGCGUUGCCCCAGGUGCGAGAAUCUUCUACCAGAGCUCCCUGAUUAUUCGGUCUAUCAGUGUGGUGGGUGUGGUGCUGUUCUUCGUGCUAAAGUUCAAGCAUCUGCAAUCGAUGAAUCAUCGAACAAGUCUGUCGAGGAGAGGACUAGAAGCGGUUGUGGUUCUGAAAAAUUGGAGAUUUCCUCUGAGAAAGGUGGAGCUAACUUGAGCGACGCCUCAGAGACGGAUAGGGAGAGCAACGGAUUGGAAUGCCGGAGGUCCAGAGAGAAGCCCUUAUCCUCGCCAGAAAAGGUGUUUGUUUCAAAUUCUGCAUCUUCGUCCAGGCCCCAAAGUAGGGAGGGUAUGAGUAGUGAUCAUAAUGGAGGGAGAGGUGUUGAACCUACCCCGUCCAGAUACAACAAUGUCAGUACGGAAAAGGAAUCUGGUUACGGUGGUGGUAGUAGGUAUAGGAAUCCUUCCAAGGCUCCGGCCGAUUACUGGGUCGAUGGGAAAAAUCAAAUAAUCGAUGCGAAUAGGGAUGAAUUUGACAAGUCACACAUGGAAAAGGGAAUUAGAGAAGUAAAACCCCGAACUGUUACAAAUGGCAAUGGGUCGCUGGGACUUGAACACUCACCAGACUGGCGGCGAGGUGGGGAAAGAGAUGGGCAGCCAGCCUCUAGAAGACCCCCCAGAACUGUAACAGUCGAAGGUCUCAGAUACUCUAAUUUCCCAUAUCCCGACGAAGGCCCCUCGAACUAUCACCUGGGAUCUUCUCAUGGCUAUGCUGAGCCUUCCGUAAAGAAUCAGAACAAACCAACUGGGUCCAACAAAGUUGAGUACCUGGAACAAGAUCGAGCAGAGCUUCUGAGAAAGCUGGAUGAACUGAAAGAUCAACUUAGUAGAUCUUGCGAUGUGGCCGAGAAAUCAAAUGACAGGAUUGCUAUGGAUAGGAGGAUGGUCCAUCCAGAACCUUAUGGGGGACGUGAUCCCUGGUUUCCAGAGGGCUUGGCCGGAUCAAGCAGUAGGUCUUCCGUGCAGGCAUUUCCGCCAGAUAAGCGCUUGCCAAGGCCCUCUUUUUUUAGCAAUGGCCAUGAAUCUGUUCAAUUGAUGAACAGACCCGAUAUGGAUUUACAGAAUUUUUAUCCUCCUAUGCACGUUGCAAAUGACAUUCCGGGGUACGGAGAUCCUUUUGGGCCACCGAUGCUUAGAAGAAAUCCCCAUCAGCCACCUCGUCAAUAUACUCAACGACCAUCCCACGAUUUCUUUUCUGGGCAUUACAUGGACAUUGAAUCGGACCCUAUUGCUUCAUACCCCCAGAAUACCUUCUUUCACCAACCAGCCUGCUCUUGUUUGCAGUGCUACAACAAACAUUGGCAAAUGCCUGCACAUUUCCCGCCCCCUGUCUUUCAAAAUAGACGAAUUCCCGACGCCGGAAUUGAUCCUAUGUUCAACCGCCUUGAGACCCCUGCUCCAUUUCCUCCGCGGAAUUGUGCUGCUCCCAGAGGCGGUGCCAAUACAGCUUCCUUGCAUUCUCGGGAACCACAGUCCCGAGCAAGAAGGCAAGUUGAUCUUGACUCGGAAAUGGAUGGGUUUGGUCGGGCCCGUUCAGGAAGGGUGGUGGUAGCUAAUGCUACUGGGCGUCGUUGCCUUCCCAUAGAUGGUGGUGCGCCAUUUAUAACAUGCUGCAGUUGCUUUGCAUUGCUACAAUUGCCUAGGAAACUUUCUCUGAUACAGAAGAAUCAGCAGAAACUGCGAUGUGGUGCCUGUUCUACCGUAAUGUUACUAUCAGUUGAGAGCAAGAGACUCGUUGUUUCGUUCCCAGUGCAAGCCAUGCAAACAUCUCCUGAUCAGGCUGAAGAUGGCUCUGAAGAGAUGGUGAAAGGUCUUUCACAUUCUCAUACUUAUGUCAACCGAGAUAGCAUAAACUCCUCCGAGGACUUCGAUAAUUCAGGCUAUAACUUUCAGUGUAUGGACAGCGAGCAAGGUUUGUCGUCAAAAGACCAGAAGUGGAAUUUAGGCGAGUCUCAGAAAAUGCAAGGCCAUCUCUCUUCGUCAUUCAGUUCUUCUGAGAAUGAGGAGAGCCCUGAUAGCGUUAUUGCGAGGAGGCAGGUGUCUAAAUCCGGGGAGCAACCCCUGAAGGCCACUGUAACUCCACCUCUUCCAGGGUCGCCCCUUCAUGAGCAUUCAACUUAUGGUCAAGGGACGAACAGGUUUGGAAAGGGAAACUUGAGUAAACGAUCAGAGCAGGAAAAGGUGGUUUCUAAUAAGGGUACUUUCAGACAAGAUUCUAUAAAAGAUGCAUCAGCAGCAACUGAGAUGGAUGUUUCAUUCAAUGAAUACUCCAAUACUGGGAUGUCUCAGGAUUCAGGGGAGGUAAGCAGAGAAGAUGUGCCAAGGGUCAGUAAGGCGGGUGACUCGUUCUUUGCAGGCCUCAUUAAGAAGAGCUUCAGAGACUUCACUAGAUCUAAUCAUACAGUGGAGAAUGAGAGAUGUAUUGUCUCAGUCAAUGGGCAACCUAUUCCAGAUCGUUUGGUUAAGAAGGCUGAAAAGAAGGCCGGGCCAAUUCAUCCUGGACAAUACUGGUAUGACUCCCAAGGUGGUUUUUGGGGCGUGAUGGGCCAACCUUGUCUAGGCAUAAUUCCUCCAUUCAUCGAAGAAUUUAAUUAUCCCAUGCCCAAGAAUUGUGCUGGUGGAAAUACUAGGAUUUUUGUGAAUGGGAGAGAACUUCAUCAGAAAGAUUUGGAUCUACUUUCCAGCAGAGGCCUGCCAGAUACUGCAGAUAAGUCAUAUAUUAUCGAGAUUUCAGGCAGAGUUAUGGAUGCAGACUCUGGCGAAGAAUUGGAGAGCCUUGGCAAACUUGCCCCAACAGUGGAGAGGGUAAAGCAUGGAUUUGGCAUGAGGGUUCCAAAAGUCGCCAUGUAAAUAGUGGUUUUAUUGGUUCACAAGGAAGAAUCUGAAGUCAAUCCCCUCUUUAGAGUGGAAAGGAUUUGAUUGGGAGAAUAUUUUUUCAAAGGCAAUCCACAAAGAAAGUUUUCCUCUGAUGAAGAAAUAUACAUGCCUGGUAUAUAUUCUGGGAAUUAUAUGGAGUGUUGUUCUGUAAUUCAGAAGUCAGCAUUUUGAGUGUGUAAUCUGGGACAGAUUUCGAGUGUUGUUCUGUAUUUUUUCCCUUCUUUUUUUGUAUGUAAUUCUAUAUAUAAUUUUUUUCUUGGAUCUGAAUAUGUCUAGUGUAUCAAAGGCUGUAGUGGGACACUAAAGUCAGAUUCGGUGUUUGAAGCCAUGGAAUGGUGAUGGUGAGCUCGUAUAUAUCAUGCACUCGCGAUUCUGUAUUUCCAAU